ACCAAUGGAAAUCGGCCUAAUAUGAUCUACUACGGGUUAUGAACAUUUCUGAUGAGAGGAGAGGAUGAUGAGUUCAAAAAAUAUGGACACUGCAAAGUCUGAGUUCCCUUAAAUGUAACAGAAUCGCGAAUAUUUCAGGGCUUAAAAAAUAUAAGUACUUAUAAUCACGCACACAUCCUGACAGCUCGCGAUGCUCUAUGCAAAUAUCGUUUAGUGUCGACGCCAACCACCACCAAGCCGGACGCGAUUCUUCAUACACACCAGACCUACUGCUUUCGUGCAUCGCGCUGAGGGCAUCCCCCGCCUGGAAGAAAGGGGUAAAAGUAGAAGCGAUGGGGAAGGGAAGCGUGGUAUUCGUCACUGUUUUCACCUACAUCUUCCUGACCAGCCAAGUUUCUCAAGUCAAGAGCAUAAGUGGAAGAGACUACCAUGACGAUAACGGAGAUAUUAACCAAGUCCAUCUGCCUACGAUCUGACAUGGAACCUUCUCUACACUUUCCCAGGACCGAGAAACGUAAGGAUCGAUGCCUAUGCUAAAGGUAAUUAUACAAUCUUUUCCUUGAGUCAUCUUCAUCCCAAUAAGGACCAGUACAGAUACAAGACACACUUAAUGGCGUGUGAUUCUGGCUCGGGAUUCAGUAACUGGGAAAACGUACUGAAUAAGUCACUAAAAAGGAGAUUCAAGGCAGACCCUUACACCAAUGUGACUUUCGAAGUACGAGAACAGACCACCGGCAAAAUAAUAGCAAAGAACUCUACAGUCACUCCUGCUAAAGAGCCUGAAGCUAACGUGACAAGUCUUGAAUGUAAUAAGGUGAAAUGCCAAGCUAUCGUGGAAAACGAAUGCUCUAAAUAUAAUGGUUACAAUAUAACAGUGCAAUUCACUCUGAAGCCAUCGUGUGACAAACUCAAGAAUCCCCCCAUCACACACGCUGCUGUCGUCUCUAGCAAAAUAGUAAGGGUAGCAUUAAGAGACCUGGAUCUGGUGCCUUUUACGAACUACACCGUAACCGCCAAGCUUGCCAACAACGUGGGCGCCGCCACCGACCCCUCCCUCACCAGAGAAACCUUCUUCAUCUCAAAGUCCGAAAGUCCCGGCAGAGUGAGCAGCCUGAACGUGACACAUUCAACCCCUUAUUCCUUGCACGUGGUGUGGAGUGCCCCGGACGACAAUCCACCGAAGGGAAAACUAAGCGAAUAUAAACUUGAAUGGAAGAUUCAAGAAAUGUCUAUAAAUAAAGAAAAUGUAAUAGUCAAUGAAAGUGUUACAAGUUUCAACAUUACCGGACUGCAACAAAAUACUACUUAUGAUAUCAAGAUCGUGGCUAAAAAUGCUGAAAUAAGCAGUUAUGGUGAGGCUUUCUCCAUCACAGCCACCACCAAGGACGAAGGCGCUUCCGAUCCAAGUACUGAGACAGAGAUGACCGACGCAAAAACAACUCAACGCAGCCUACGCUUCAGCUGGGACGAGUCUCGGAGUGACAAUUGCAUCACUGAUUACUACACAGUCACAUUCUUUGAUGGAGACAAGAGGACUGUGAAAAAUAUCACCGAUAAUGAAAUCAGAUUUGAUGGCCUGGCUCCCGGCAAGAAGUACACGCUAGAAGUGGAGGGAUGUCCUAGGACAGGGAAAUGUGAAAAACUGAAGACGUUUGAAAAAUGGACGAAACCAGAGAAGCCACGAGUGGUCGAGAAAAAAGAACUCCAGACAACAACAGACACCACCAUCACCAUCCAGCUGCCCGACUUGGAGAACCCCCCCGGAAUGCAUUGGAUAUUGUUGAGGAUAUGCAGCAGCGGCGGCGAAUGUCAGACAAGGAAGCAAGACUUUAGUAGAGAAGCAGAGGAAAUGGUUCGCACGGAAAGGGAGAGGGAGAAUGAAAAGAAGAGGAAGGAGACGCCGGCAAAUGGGAGGAAUCGUCGUUCCGUUGAUCCAGGCCAAAAUGAUGACUCGUUGCGUAUCGUAGCACAGAUCAAGGUGGUGGAGGGAGAGGACCCCAAGGAGACAGCGGUGGUGGGAAGCAAAUGGAAUGGCGGAAAGGGUCUGGAAAGCGAUACUGAGUACAUGGUGUUGAUAGUGACGGAGAAGAGGGCAGGUCCCUACAGUGAAUACUUCUCGUGUAAGCCCCGGAUUAUGAGGACGGCGAAGCGCCCUAAAGGCCCUUGCUAUUCUGGGAAUGAUCGCGGGCAUGUGUUUUGCUGCAGUGUCCUUCAUUUGCUUCAUCGCAAUGCUUGUGGUAAAAUGCAAGGAGCUAAGAUCCCUUGUUCUGACAGAAGCAGCAGCUUCAGGAAAAGGGUCGCUGUAACCCAGUCGAGAAGGAAGAUAAGGCAUGAGGGGAUCACAACAGUUACUAAGACCCGUAUUUAGAAACGCUUUGCUUUUUCACAACGACUGAGGUACAGUCAAAGAGGACUACGAUAUGUUAAGACAAGUAGAGUCCACCUGCCAGAUACUAUAUUAUAAUUUAAGGAAUAGAUCUUCUGUAUUAGACAGCCAAUAUACUCAAUAAUUUUGCUUUUUUUUUAUAUCUCUGUCCCUUUAUUACUGAGAUAAUGAAUAAAAUGUUCAGAAACUA
Molecule: messenger RNA, 2576 nt
Organism: Scylla paramamosain (green mud crab)
Lineage: Eukaryota; Metazoa; Arthropoda; Malacostraca; Decapoda; Portunidae
Exons: 16
Coding region: 611-2368 (585 amino acids)
Biological process (GO): ephrin receptor signaling pathway; protein phosphorylation; axon guidance
Cellular component (GO): plasma membrane; dendrite
Molecular function (GO): protein binding; transmembrane-ephrin receptor activity
Source: RefSeq, a predicted model, not a curated record